AUGGCUUCCCCUUCUUCCCUCCCCCCUCAACAUUCCCUUUCAAGCCCCCUCGGCCGCCCUCUCCGUCCCGCCGCCCCCGUCUUUCCCCCUUCGCGCCCCAGUGCUCCCCCUCCGCCUCCAUGUGACACCGCCGCCGCCGCUGCCCCCCUCACCGUCCCCUCCCCUGCCACUCCCCCCGUCGUGUUUGUCUCGCUCGGCGGGCUAUUCUUCCUUGCCUUCUUGGCAGCAGCACUCUGCUGCUGCCUCAGAAAGAAGAAGAAGAAGGAGAAGAAGAAAGCGGUCGAAGAGGACAAGGUUGUGAGCUCCGAAGACCAUGUUCACGUCCACGAGACCGUCGUUCCGGGCCCCCACGGCGAGCAACUUGUAGCACUAUGUAUCGAUGAAGAUAUCAAACUACAAGAAGUGAAAAGGAAGCACGAAGCGAUCGCCGAAGCGUCACGCAAAGAGGUAGGAGGGGAGCGGCCGCCGCUGCGCUCGGCGGUUCCGGAUAAUGGCCAUCGUCUUCUUGAACGCAGGGUUUAGGAAGGACAUGGCUUUGUUUGGCUCCUAUGAAAAGUAGGGUUUGCAUGCAUGGAUGGGGAGAGUCGUUUGCGUACGCGUCUCCCAAUAAUAACAAUAAUAAUAAAAUAAAAUGAGUGUGGAUGGAAAAUGUGUAAAGUGAGUUCGCAUUUACUGCUUCCAUUUAUAUAUGGUUUACCACGAUGAAUAAAACAUGACUAUACAAUUGAGAUAA
Molecule: messenger RNA, 733 nt
Organism: Ananas comosus (pineapple)
Lineage: Eukaryota; Viridiplantae; Streptophyta; Magnoliopsida; Poales; Bromeliaceae
Product: wiskott-Aldrich syndrome protein homolog 1-like
Exons: 2
Coding region: 1-522 (173 amino acids)
Biological process (GO): plant-type secondary cell wall biogenesis
Source: RefSeq, a predicted model, not a curated record